AUGGUUUUCAAAAAACAAAUAAAAAAAGAAGAAGAAGUCAAAGAAGAACAAGAACCAAAAAUAGAUGAAGACAACCCUGUAGAUGAUAUUCCACAAGAUGAUGAAGAAGAAUAUAAAAAAGAAAAUAUAGAAGAAGAACAUGAAGAGUCAGAAAUAGAUGAUGACGAUGACGAAAUAAUUGGAUCAAGAAGAAGUAGAAAGAGAAAAGUUAACGAAGAAGAUGAUAUAGAAGAUGAAGAAGAGGAAGAUAAUGAUAAGGAAGACGAUCAAGAAGAACAAGAGAAUGAAGGAAGAACUGAAAGAAGAGGAAGAAGAAAAAAGCCCAAGGUCAAAUUAUACGAUGAUGAUGUUUUUGAUGAAGAAGGUAAUCCCAAUCAUAUAGAAAAUGAAGAAGUUGUAAUACUGAAUGAAGAUCCAAAAGGUAAAGAAAAAAUUGAUAAUUUAGGUUAUCUUAAAGGUGGUAGAGAAUUUAGAAUGAAAACUUUUAAAUUAUUAAACCAUGGUGAUCAAUUGUUUAUGAUUUCAACUGAACCUGCAAGAUUAGUCGGAUUUAGAGAUUCUUAUUUAUUAUUUAAAACUCAUCGCACAUUGUAUAAAAAAGUUUGUGAUAAUGAUGAAAAAGCAGAUUUAAUACGUAGAGGUUUAAUUCCGAAUAGUUAUAAAGGUAGAGCUGUUAAUUUAGUUACUGCAAGAUCAAUUUUUAGAGAAUUUGGUGCUAGAAUGAUUAAGGAAGGAAAGAAAGUAAUUGAUGAUUUUUGGGAACAAAGGGCAAUUGAUAAUGGUGAUAUACCUGGUGAAUAUGCUGAUCCGAAUGAAAUAUAUCAAAAAAAAUUAGCAAAUGUUUUAGGUGAAGGUAUAAGUUCAGCUGGAAAUGCAACUCCAUUAACUGCUACUCCAAUUGUAAAUUAUCAAACUGAUCAUAGUUGGAUGUAUCAAAUUGCGCAACAAACAUCAGAAUAUAAUCAUAAAUUAAUGGAAGUUAGAUCAAAUAUUGGAGUAAAAGGUAAAAAAGAUGUUUAUACAAAUUUGAAUUUCUAUCCAAGUCUAACUCAGCCACUGAGAUCAACAAUUGAAAAAUUUGAUGAUAAAACUAAUCAAUUGAUUUAUGAAAUAAAAUAUGAAUGUAAAGAUGUAAGGCGGCCAGUAACUGGUUUAUCAAAAAUAUCACAAGAGUUAAUAGACGAAAUUGAUGAUCCAGAAAUUCAAAAAGCUAUAAUAGAACAACAAAAUUAUGAAAAAUCCAUGUAUUAA
Insectozyma verbasci is the source of this 1251-nucleotide messenger RNA. The record is from the annotation of a GenBank genome assembly. Lineage: Eukaryota; Fungi; Ascomycota; Pichiomycetes; Serinales; Debaryomycetaceae.